Molecule: messenger RNA, 942 nt
Organism: Lingula anatina
Lineage: Eukaryota; Metazoa; Brachiopoda; Lingulata; Lingulida; Lingulidae
Product: HEAT repeat-containing protein 3-like
Source: RefSeq, a predicted model, not a curated record
CCGUGAAGUCUGAGCAAGGGGUGGAAGCGUGAGGAGGGGGGGCACAUCGAAAUCGAAUGCGUUCCAUCAGCACCAUAGAGUCUACCGCAGCACUAUUUCCACCCUGGUCCGGCAACCCAAGGCCGUCACUUAGUGGUGAGUUGUUAACAAGUCAGGAAGACAGCACUAGGGACACUCAGAAUUUUGGCUCAUUUCUUGUGGAAGUAGUAACCAAGGACCAGACAUUGUGGGUGUUUACUGUGGCUCUUGACGCCAUCUUUGAUGUGUUUGCAGACGAUCAUCUGGACCUGUUGUCAUGGAGAUCAGGGUCACAAACAAACUCCAGACCUUAUGGUACCACAGCUAAUAGCUAAGGUAAAACUGUUCCAUGUGGUAUUUAUUUAUUUAUUUAUUUAUUUAUCAAAACAGUUAAAGAAAUAUAUCAGGACUUGCAUUGGGCAAUAUGAAAAAGAUGCAUGUUUUCUUCCUAAUUUACAAAUGAUUCCUGCAGUUGGGUUAAUUUUUUAUUAUUAUUGUUGGCCAUCACCUGAAGGAUAUUCACCAACUCAAAACAGUUGACUCAAACAGUCAUCACCAGAGAUGCAAACUUCAACCUAGACAGAAUGGAGUAAAUAGUGCAAAUUUAGUGGAAAUAGUGACACAAAAUACAAACAUUUCCCCAUUGGUCAAGCUUGCUUACAUGAACUGUCGAUCAGUAUGAAACAAGGGAUUGAUCAUUCAGGAUAUUAUAAUUGAGAACAAUUUUGACUUUGUUUCAAUGGUGGAAACAUGGAUCACUACUGAUUUACAACAAACCUUGACAGCUGACUUUUUACCCAAGAGGAUACCAAUGUGUGCAGAUACCACGAGAAACACUCAGGGUGGAGGAGUGGCAUUCCUAGCCAAGAACAAUUUUAAAGUUAAAAGGGUACCUAAAGUGCUCUCUCCCACUUCUUUCGAGUA